Molecule: messenger RNA, 936 nt
Organism: Saprolegnia parasitica CBS 223.65
Lineage: Eukaryota; Oomycota; Saprolegniomycetes; Saprolegniales; Saprolegniaceae
Exons: 10
Coding region: 1-936 (311 amino acids)
Molecular function (GO): protein binding
Source: RefSeq, a predicted model, not a curated record
AUGCUCAAACACAACGGGUCGACGCCGCUCUUGGUCGCGUCGCAGAACGGCCACCACGCAGUUGUAUCGGCGUUGCUCGCGGCGCACGCGAUCGUCGACCGUUGCAUGAACAACGGAGCGACACCGCUCUUGGCCGCCGCCCAAAACGGCCACGGCGCCGUCGUCACGACACUCGUGGCAGCGCAAGCGGCGGUGAACCAAGCGAGAAAUAAUGGAGCGACACCCCUUUGGCUCGCCACCAAGAAUGGCCAUGAUACCAUUGUCGCCGACCUGCUCACCGCCCAUGCGGCCGUGAAUCAAGCUCGCAACGACGGGGCGACCGCUCUCUUGGCGGCGUCUCAAAACGGCCACGACGCCAUUGUAGCGAUGCUCCUUGCGGCCCACGCAUCGGUCAACCAAGGCGCGAGCGAUGGUGACACGCCCCUUCUCGGCGCGUCGCGCAAUGGGCAUCACGAGAUCGUUGCUCAGCUCAUUGACGCGGGCGCCGACGUCGAUCAGGGCCUUCGAGAAUGCUUUCCGUCCCAGGACCAGCUUCUCAUGCCCGGCGCGACGCCGCUGUUGGUGGCCGCACUGUUCGGCCACGAAGACGUUGCCAGAGUUUUGCUCUCUGCCCGCGCCAACGUACAUGCGACCGACGUGAAAGGCCAGACAGCGCUGACGGUAGCCAUGCGCGGCGGUCACUUGACCAUCGUCGGUCUCCUCCUCGACGCAGGCGCCCACGCAGACGGCAUCGACCUCGCGCGCCUCGAGGAAGCGUACGACGCGCGUGCCUCGGAGCUUUUGGCCGCGGUCGUCGCUGGGGAUGUCGUGCGCGCGAGUAUGCUCGUGGAAGAGAGUGUGAGCCCCAACAUCACCACCGAGAGUGGCGACAGCAAGUGGCAAAAAAUGUAUUUGGAAGAGAUCGAAAUGGAAAAGUGUCCUCUGGAUGGAGCCUAA